Mya arenaria is the source of this 5915-nucleotide messenger RNA. Its product is annotated as aldehyde dehydrogenase family 16 member A1-like. The record is from RefSeq and is a predicted model, not a curated record. The transcript is spliced from 16 exons. Lineage: Eukaryota; Metazoa; Mollusca; Bivalvia; Myida; Myidae. Bases 9 to 2474 code for a protein of 821 amino acids. Gene Ontology annotation, molecular function: oxidoreductase activity, acting on the aldehyde or oxo group of donors, NAD or NADP as acceptor.
CCUUCAAAAUGGCCUCCGCACCACAACAAACCCCGCAGCCGAAUUCAGUGAAACAAAUAUUCAAAUCGCUCAGUUAUGGUCCAGCUCCUGAAGCGGACAAUGUAGCCCAGGCAUGGUUUGAUGACCAUGAGCGGGCAUUUGGGCAUUUCAUAGAUGGGAAAUGGGUGAAACCGGAAGGACGGAAAACAUACCAGACCAAGAACCCUGCGACAGGUCAAAACCUGGCAACAACCCUCCAAGGUACCCAGGAUGAUGUUGACCUGGCUGUCAAAUCAUCCAGAAAGGCUUACCAGACCUGGAGCAAGACCCCGCCCCAUGUCAGGGCAAGAUACAUGUACAGUGUUGCCCGUCACAUCCAGAAGCACCAGCGUCUGGUGUCAGUGGUUGAGGCAAUGGACAAUGGCAAGCCCAUCAGGGAGACUCGAGAUGCUGACAUUCCCGUCACUGUACGACACUGGUAUCAUCACGCUGGCUGGGCACAGCUCAUGGACACAGAGAUGAAAGGCUGGCAGUCUGUUGGUGUGGUUGGAGCCAUAGUGCCAUGGAACUUCCCACUGAUGUUGAUGACAUGGAAGGUGUGUGCUGCCUUGGCCAUGGGAAACACCAUCAUUCUCAAACCUGCCACCUACACCCGCCUCUCUGCCCUCCUCAUGGCUGAGAUAUGUUCCGAGGCCGGGCUACCCCCAGGCGUGUUUAACGUGAUCACAGGAAGUGGCCAGAUGGGCAGUGCUCUUGCUGCUCACAACGACAUAGACAAAGUUGCAUUUACUGGAUCCACACAGGUUGGCCAGACAUUGCGGCGCCUGAUAGCUGGAAGUGGUAAGAAGCUGUCCCUGGAGCUUGGAGGGAAGUCUGCGGUGAUCGUGUUUGAGUCUGCAGACCUGGACAGUACAGUGGAGGGCCUGGUGGAUGCCAUCUGGUUCAACCAGGGACAGGUGUGCAGUGCUGGAUCUCGUCUGCUUGUGCAGGAGUCGAUCUACGGCCAUCUGGUUGGGAAGCUGAAGACUCGGCUAACUCAUUUUCGUCUAGGUGACAGUCUGGACAAGACAAUAGAUAUGGGAGCGAUUGUUGAUGAGAGUCAACGCAAGUCAAUUGAGGAGUUUGUGGAGGAUGCCCGCAAGGAGGGGGCGGAGGUGUACCAGGCUACUGCGUGUUUCCCGGCUCGAGGCUGCUACUACCCCCCCACCCUUAUCACCAAUGUACAGACUGUCUCUAGGGUGGUCGCUGAGGAGAUAUUUGGGCCAGUUUUGGUGGUUUUGCCAUUCCGGACUGCAAAGGAGGCUAUAACUCUGGCAAACAACUCAAUGUAUGGACUAGCAGGCAGUGUCUGGACAGAGAAUGUCAGCCUCGCCAUGGAGGUUGCCAUGAGUGUGAAGGCAGGGACAUUGUGGGUGAACUCCCACAACAUGUUUGAUGCUGCAGCAGGCUUUGGGGGUUACCGGCAGAGUGGAUAUGGUAGAGAUGGGGGCAAGGAGGGUCUGUAUGAAUAUGUUCGCCCGUCCUGGGAAGCCAGACCACGCCCAGCCAAUGUUGACCUUGAUCUGAAAACAUUUGGGGCCUACAUUCCACAACGACCAACCCUGGAUGAUGGCACACCCAAUGGACAGAUACCCAAGAUUGAUCGUACAUACAAAAUGUACUAUGGAGGAUCCCAGAAGCGCCCAGAUGCCCAGUACUCACGGCCUGUUAUCAACCCGGACGGAAAAGUGGUGGGUCACGUCGGGGAGGGGAACAGGAAGGACCUGAGAAAUGCCGUGGAGGCCGCGCAUAAUGCUGCACCAGGGUGGGGUAAGCGUGCUGCCCACAACCGUGCCCAGAUUGUAUACUACAUGGCUGAGAAUCUUGAGAUCCGGCGUGAGGAAAUAGCUGGGCGGCUGGCCGAAAUGACGGGGCGAUCCAUGGAGGAUGCGCUCCGAGAGGUGGAUCUGUCCAUCACUAGGCUUUUCCACUGGGGUGCAUACUGUGAUAAGUAUGGAGGCACCGUUCAGGAGACGAGCCUGUACGGGGCGACAAUCAAGAUUCAUGAGCCGAUGGGUGUGAUUGGUAUUGCUUGCUCGGACAGCUACCCCCUGCUGGGAUUCGUGUCAUUGUUCGCCCCUGCGGUUGUCCGUGGUAACACCAUCGUCAUUAUCCCCAGCGAGAAAUACCCACUGAUGGCCAUGGAUUUCUAUCAGGUGUUUGACACAUCUGACCUGCCUGGGGGUGUUGUGAACAUUAUCACUGGAGACAGGGACCAUCUCACCAAGUUCCUGGCUGAGCACCAGGAUGUACAGUCAAUGUGGUACUUUGGCUGUGCAGAGGGAUCCAAGUAUGUCGAGUACAUAUCAGCUGAGAACGUGAAACGAACCUGGGUCAAUUAUGGGUUUGAGCGAGACUGGGAGGAUCCGGAGCAGGGCCAGGGUGGGGAGUUUCUCUACCAGGCUGUACAGGUGAAGAACAUCUGGGUUCCCAUGGGAGACGUGUUUGCCAACUAACCAGCCCCACACACACUCAAUCUUGGCCCACAUUUCCACCUCUCUAGACUGAUCUUUCAUUUCUGAUGUUGGAAAAUGUUGCCUACUAUUCAUGGUUCUUAUUGCCAUUAGAAUACAAAAUUGCAAAAUUACAAAAUUGUUACUGAUAAAAAAAGUGGAAUGAUCGUGUUUUAUUUUCUUUGGAGUACAUGCCUUAAUAAAUCUUUUUUUGCUAUUUUCAUGAUGAUUAUACAUUUUCUUUUCAUAUAAAGUAUAAAUUUUCCUCUAUCAUUUUUUUUUAUUUAGAAUCCGGUGUUUGCAAGGGUUGUAUAGGCUGGUUUUUACUCUGUUUGUUGUCUUUAAACAUGUAUUUACUUUCUACAAAAUUUUUUAUUGAAAAGCAUAGUUGAUUGAAAUUUCUAUUUGUUCAGUAGAACUGUUUUAAGUAUUAUUAUCCAAAGUGUUAUUGCAAACAGGAAGUUUAUUUAGAAACCUUGCUGGUGAAAGCAAUGUUUUGUAUGAAGUCCCAAUUACCAGGACCCACCCUGCCCAUACCCGACUGACUCAUCAGUGUCCGGACAAGGCGGGGCUAAUCAGUUGCCUGUUUCUAUCCACAUGACCUUCAACAAACUGCACUUGUCAACAGAAGUGAAAACUGUUUUUUUUUCUUUAAAUUUAUUCUUAUAAACUAGGUUAUAACAUCGGCAUAAUUUCUAGUUCCUCAUAAGACAACUCAGAAAAGUAGGAAUACUGACAUUUCUUUUCAUAAUGUUGCUCUAUGCAUUUUUGGCAUUAGUAAGAUUUCAAAGUGACUUUUGAAGUAGAAGAAAUAAUCCUUCAAAAUGUAUUAAUCAUUUAGUGUAAGAACUUGAUGAGGUGUCAUACAUAAUUAUAAUAUUUGCUAGUCUUAGAGUAGUAACUAGCAUUAUUUUAUAACUACAUGGAAACAUUUUGAGUGUAUUGUAUUUGUUCUGUGGUAUGCACACAGUUAAACCAAAACUGACUAGAAAAAAACUACUCUAAACUGCACGUGAGUAAACAUGCAUUUAACAAAUUAAUGAUAUACAUAAGGGAGGCAACUUAAAUGAAACACAUUAAGUAUCUGUCGUUUACUUUUAACAAUGUAUUGAUUUCAAGUUUGUUCAAAAUAAAAAAAAUCUAUGUGAAAAUGAAAACAUGCGUUCGUAUCAAAACAAAAGGAAAUAUUACUGAAUAAUGUGCAUGUUCUGGACAUGGAACUGUAUUUGCAAAUAGUAAAAGUCUUUAAGGUUUAAAUACAAUAAAAUAUACCAUGCUAAUCCAAUAUUUGAAGAAUUUGACCCCAAAAAAGCUGUCGACUGCAUGCCUUUGACAGAAACUCUCCAUAAAGAAUAGUAUUAUGAAGUGACAUAACCAGUCCAACCCAGCUUCUGCAAAAGGCUAGCACGUCAAAUAACAUGACAAUAUAUUCGCUGAAUAUGAGAUAACUUUAAAAUUAGUUUAAAAUUGGUUUAAAAUAUUUGUUGUUGUUUUUUGCCACAAAGGAAACUCAGUUUAGAAUAAUAUAAUACAAAUGUUAUAAAUUUAGAAUAAGAAAUGUACAUGAAUAUUGCAUUUAAUUAUUAGUAAUCAACUCGUUUUAAUGAAACAAAGUUUAUUGUAAUUAAUGUCAUUAUUCCUUUGCCAUUUUUAAAUAUGUACACAAUAUGAGACAUGAAACUGGUAAGGUUACACAAUACGAGAUGAGAAAAUGGCAAGCUACACAAUAUGAGAUGAUAGAGGAAAGGAACACAAAGAUUUAUUAAAGAGGGUCACGAUGUGAUUCUCUGUAACCUUACCACUCACACACUCCAUAAUAAAUCAUUUAUUUACAUGUUUGUUAAUACUAUAUCUUUAAGGCAGUAUUUAAAUAUGGGAUUUGAGUUGUAUUACUUCAAGUUCAAAUUUGUGACUUUUAUAUGUCUUGCAUAAGUUUGAGAACAAAUGGGAUGUGGUUGACACAAGUGUGUUCCUAUUUAUUAGGUCUUUUUGCAUUUUAGCUUCUGUUCAUUUAUUAGGUACAGUGGAUUAUUCAUGAAUAAUAUGAGUGUGUAUGUACAUGUAAUGUAUAGAACAAGUUCCAUAGACAUCAAUUUGUUGGUAACAGUUUGUAGCUUUCAUUUCAUACUUGGCUCUUCCAGGAAUCAACAUUCAUACUAGCUAAAAAACAAAACCAAGCAAAACUGUUUUUUAGUAUACAUGUUUAGUUUAAAAUUUAAACCCUCCAUAAACUAGGUUUUAACAUGUUUGACAUUGGAGAAUGUAAUAGUUGGCCAAGUUGACGAGAAAAAAAUGGGGGAAAAACUUUAUACUAUAGAAAGGACGCAGAGAAAACCUGUUUAAAUUGGUAGCCAUCAUAUUAGUAUUGACAAUUUUAUUGAAACCUGAAAAUGCCAUGGUUAUUAAAUAGACCAGCACAUGAUUGUACAUAAAUGCUAGAAUAUAUUGAAAUAACAAUGGUACAAGAGGUAUAAAGCACGAUAGAUAAUUGCAAUACUGUAUUAAGUAAUCAAUAAACAACAAUUUUUAUUCUGUCAUCCAAAUGUCCCUCUCCUCAAGCUUUCAAAUUAUUUGUUGUUGUGGUGAAUAAAAGCAAACAGCCAUAUACAUUUUGUAUUGUAUUAAAAGUUCAGCUAAGUUUUUCAAACGUAUCUACUUUACACAGUGAUUAACGGUCUAUAUUGGUGUAUACCAAUGCACAUGCUUACAUCUUUUUGAAAUAGGAAUGUACAUAUUGGUUUGGUUUGCUAAAUAUUAUUUAAUUCAAAAAUCUUUUUAAUGUGUUUGUAGCUUUACAAUACCUAUUCUAAGUAGUGUUCUAGCUGUGUUCCAGAUUUUUGAAGAACAUUCCUGUUAUAUUAUUGCUAGUCAAGUACAUGUAAUAAGAGCUGUGUAUAUGUUCAUGGCAUAGUUCAGUUUUCUAGGAGUAUUAUAGAUCUUUUGAAUUUGUAUACAUAUAUCAGUUCAUGAGUGUUUCAAUAUUUUUUCAGUAUUAGAUCUAUAAAUAAAAUCAGAGUAAUGACAGAAAGCAAUACUUUUACGAAUGGUGGAAAAAGAUAGAUAUUUUAAGUUAAAUAAAAAAUUGAUUUAUGUACUAAAUUAUCAAAAAUAUGUCACUUUGGUUUGCUCUUUCAGAGCAGUGAAAAUAUCAAAUUGUUUUACUGCAUUGAAUAUAAGAGCAGUGGAAAUGACAUAUUUCACCAUAAAGCAUAAAGAGAAAGACACUUGAUACACAAUUUAAAGACCACAAAAAUCUAGACCACAAAAAUCUAACUUGAAUUCAUAAGCAUUUACAUUUGAAUCUGACAGUGCGUAGUUCAGUUAUUGAAAUACUGUUUGAUGGUGUCAAAUUCAUAUAUAUUGUGUAUUGUGCUCUUCACAAAUAAACAUGUUUGUUUUGUAUCCUAGAGAGACAAUAAUAUGGAAAUAAAGUAUUAAAAUACA